This is a messenger RNA of Didymella exigua CBS 183.55, 1019 nucleotides long. RefSeq lists its product as uncharacterized. The coding region runs from base 468 to 758 and encodes 96 amino acids. NCBI's taxonomy places the organism in Eukaryota, Fungi, Ascomycota, Dothideomycetes, Pleosporales, Didymellaceae. The transcript is spliced from 2 exons. The record is from RefSeq and is a predicted model, not a curated record.
GUGAAUACAGGCAUGCUUGACUACUACUAUUACCCUGCGCUUCAAACUCUUCUAAUACGGUUAUAACCCUAGCUAAGCUAGCCAGGUUGCUUCAAUCAUUCUGGCAGGAAUUGAAAAUGCUGGGACUCUCGAAUUUGGGUUUUUGGCCUCAUGAUUCUCGAUGCAAAAGGCAGUCCGGCCUGUUCGUAUGGCACGUUUGCAGCCCUGGAAUGGACCAGCUCGUCGGUUAGAUUCAGCGUACUAUCCUCCAGCAAAGACUCCAUUGUCGUGAUCGUUCACAGUUGCACGGGUAGCCUCGUUCGCAUGGCAAGCUUAGCCCUCACAUAUUUGACGCCUGUUCUUUGGUGGUGAGGGACGUUCCGUUAGUUUGAUCUUCACCACAAUCCGUGCCCCAGGGUUCGACGCAGCUACUAGAUCCUUGUAAGGUGUUGACUACUCCGACAUAGCGUGCUCAGUGGGUGUUGUCGAUGACCGAAAGCAGUGGCGAGCGCUGCUGGUUUGUCUCUGGACUCGUGGAGGCUGAUGGCUGGGUGUCUGUUUGGUUCGUCGCAGGGAUCUUGAGUGCCCUGUGUGUCGGUGCUGGUGGGCUAUUUGAACGGUGGAAAAUCAAUCGAUAUGCCUUGACCCUGGUAUUACCAUCAAGACUACGCCAACAUGGUGUUGGUUUGAGCUCUGUCUCUAAGCGUGUUGCUGCGGCAGUGAAGAGUCGCCGAGUGUCUCUUGGUAUGGAGCCUGCCUUGCCAAGAAGAUGUGGUUAGGCUAUAACUGUACGGCCAUGUCUUCCGAUUGAAUGGCUAAUUGUCCAGCUCACAUUUCAGGCGGCUUUACUGGCUUUGUAGAUAUGCUUAAAUUCGUCCAUCAGGUUUUAUCUAGACAGAGGUCUGAUUCAAACGCAGCUGCUGUCUUCGCGGUUGCGCGUGCUCCAGUGGGUCCUGCUCGGAACUUCCUCCGACAUGCGAAAGGGAAGAGCCCACAGUCGCAAGAGCUCCUUUCGAAUCGUUCCUGUGGUUCCCUCUGUC